Messenger RNA from Brienomyrus brachyistius, 3143 nucleotides. RefSeq lists its product as uncharacterized. NCBI's taxonomy places the organism in Eukaryota, Metazoa, Chordata, Actinopteri, Osteoglossiformes, Mormyridae. The coding region runs from base 629 to 1417 and encodes 262 amino acids. The transcript has 10 exons. The record is from RefSeq and is a predicted model, not a curated record.
AAAUUCCAUGGGGUGCCGCCAGUUGAAUUCAAAAUCCAGUUCCUGAAUGGAAAGGGGCACAAUUUAUAAAUUCAAAAUGUUGGAUAUGUAUGUAUAAGUAAUGUAACAGUCUGGGUUGACCAGGACACCAUAAGGUAUGUGUACAAGCUUCAUGAUUAAAUGCUGUCAAACGCCAAUGAUUGCGAUCGGGGAACUGUACACACAGGACUAACUGGUGUUUUCCAAAGCACAGUGAUGGUACAGAGGUCAGUCAGCCCUCCUUCACCCCUUUCUGUCAUUAUGUCAGUUAAUGGUUAAGCUGGAGGGAGGUUGUCCCCAAGCUGUGGGCUUGAAGUCAGCUGUAUCUCUGGGCAACCAAACUGGUCUGGGAAGAAUCGUGCAACAUUCUGGAGCUGCAGACAAGCACAACAAAGGUUUUCUUAAGGAAGGAUUGAUUCAGAAUUCCUCAGAGGCCUUGUAUCAGGGCCAUGAAGGUGAUUCCGAGGACAAAGGAAUGACAGCACAACUCUCUGAAUUCACUGGGGAUGACGGCCUCUUCCGUUCCGUUUUAAGAACGAGUCUGAACUGAUAGAGGGCAAGGAGACCUUGAGAGACCCACAGGCAAGCCUGAUCUUCUGAGCAGGACUGCAUGGUUAUCAGGUUGCCGGUGUCCGGCCUCCCUUCAGGUCUACUUCAGUUGGAAGGGGAGCAGCUGUCGGGGACUCAGGAGUUGCAGGGGAGGCUGGCUUGGAUGGGUGUAGAGCGGAGCCUGUUGGCGGCACCAUUAAGAGCUCCAGGGUCACAGUGGGAGAGGCUGUUCUCCCGGAGGGACUCCCAGGACGAGAAGUAUGGGGACCAGAUAUCUGCAGACCCUGGAGGGGCCUUGGAAGUGGAUGCAGGAAACCGUGCCCGAGAGCAAAAAGAAGAGGAGGUGGAAGAAGGGGAUGAGGAACGGCAGAAGCUGGAACCCCAACGGGCAUUUCGACAUCUUUGUCUGAGGCACGUGCUGAUGAGGGAAUUCCCCAAAGAAAACGAUGUCCCCAGAACACACCGUCCGCAACUAUAUGGAGAGGAGCAACAGGAGUGGUCACACUUUAAGCAUAACCCCCAGUUCUGUGCUCAGAAUGGCCAGAAGGCUGCUGGCUCUAGGCCCAGUCACUGGAACCCCUGGCAGGAAUACCCAGAUGUGGCCAAUCAGAUUACCGUGUUAGUUAUUGAACUUCAGCAGCUGAGAAGAGUCUGUCGGACAGGAGGGUCACCUGACUCCCUCGAGGACAUGGAGGCCAGGGAUUGGCUGGAAAGAGCAGCACUGUUGAAGCACUGUGUGGGAGUUAUGGAGAACAAUGAGGCCAGACUGGCUGCCCUCAGGAGAGAGGUUGCAGAAAUGAAGCAGGGCAAGGUCAUGGAUCAAGUGGCCUUCCAGAGGAAGGAACUGUAGAAAGCCAGCCCAAGAAAGCAGACAUGUAUACCUAAGGACUUACCCACCUUUCUGGCAUUUACAGCAAACUCACAGUGAGUGAAACAUCACAUUAUGAAUGACAAGCCAGAAGGCGCAUUUCAACUACUGCACCUGUAUAACCAUCUUAGGAUUUAUGAUUGUUUGUCUGAAAUGUAAUUAAGUGUGACAAACUAAAAUAUCCCUUUAAAUCUAGUGUAUUGCUUUAAACUACAGUCUAUUUAAAUUGCAUACAGGUAAACACUGCAAAUACAAACCCCAUUUCCAGAAGAGUUGGGAUAUUUUCUAAAAUGCCAUAAAAACAAAAAUCUGUGAUUGGUUAAUUGAUGUGAAUCUUAAUUUACCUGAAACAACAGUACAAAGAAAAGAUUUUGAACAGUUUCACUGACCAACAUAAUUGUAUUUUGUAAAUAUACACAAAGUUAGAAUUUGAUGGCUCCAACACAUUCAAUAAAAACUGGGAGGCAUAGUUACCGUUCUGUUACAUCACAUUUCCUUUUACUAAUACUUUUUAAUUGGAACUGCAGAUACUAAUUGCAGUGAUUUCGCAACUGCAAAUUUUGCCCAUUCUUGCGUGAUGCAAGACUUGCUGCUCAACAGUCUGUGGUCGCCGUUGACUGAUUCUCCUCUUCAUGAUGCGCCAUACAUUUCCUGUCGGAGAUAGAUCUGAACUGGCAGCAGGCCAGUCAGGCUCACGCACUGUGUCUACAAGGCAUGUGGCUGUAGCCUGUGCAGUAUGCGGUCUGGCAUUGGCCUGCUGAAAUAAGCAUGGAUGUCCCUGGAAGAGACGUUGCCUUGAUGGCAAUAUAUGUCUCUCUAAAAGCCUAAUAUAUGGCUACUCACCCGUGCUGUGAGCACUGAUAUACCCCCAUACAGAUAUAUUACAGGUGCUGCCUUUUACACCCUUUGCUGGUAGCUAUCUGGAUGGUCGCUUUCGUCUUCGGCACAGAUCACUCAACGCCCGUUUUUCCCGAAAAGCUGAAAUGUGGCUUCAUCUGACCGCAGCGCACGGUUCCACAGUCUUUCGGUCCAUCUGAGAUGAGCUCGGGCCCAGAGGACCCGCCGGCGUUCCUGCGUAGAGUUGAUGUAGGGCUUCCUCCUUGCAUAAUAGUGGUUCAAGUUGCAUUUCUGGGUGCAGCGACGGACUGUGUUAAGUGGCAAGGGAUUUCCGAAACACUCCCGAGGCCAGGCGGCUGCAUUUGUCACAGUAGCGUUAGGGUUUCUUAGGCAGCGCUGCCUGAGGGCUCGAAGAUCACGCGCAUUCAACAGUGUCUCUGCAUUCUCUGAAUCUUUUCACAAUAUUGUGUACUGGAGAUAUUGCAAAACCUGAAUCCUCCACAUUCUUCCAUUGGGGAAUGUUUCUUUUGAACAAUUCUCUCACAAAAGUUUGGCACAAAGGAAUGAGUCACAACCCAUCCUUACUGGCAAAGACUGUGCUCUUGAGGAAUGUUACUUUCAUGGCCAAUCAUGAUACCUCACUUACUACCAAUUACCCUGCUGAAUGUGGACUCUGCCAAACCGGUGUUACUAGAAUAUUCAGUGUAUUUUUCAAUCUUAUUUUAACUGUGCCAACUCUGGCUGAGUGUGUUGCAGGUAUCAAAUUCUGACUUUGUGUAUAUUUACAAAAUACAAUUAAGUUGAACAAAAAGCUGCUGAAAAUCCUGUCUUUGUACUUUUUCAGUUAAAUAAAGGAUCACAUGAAUUCAUA